ACGGACACAACAGUAGUUCAGGAUGGCUCUCAAUGUGCUCGGUCUGGCGGUGAUGGCAGUGUUCUACCUUUUAAUCUUGGGCACGGGCAUCUGGUCGGAGGAGAGAAAGUGCAAUGUAGAUGGAAUAGGGAUGACUCUAUUGGCCAGCUGUAACAUCAACUUACUCCUCGGCAUUUUCACUCUUACAGCUUCGUGGGUUGGUGGAGGCUUCAUCCUUGGUUUAGCUGAGGCAACAUACAACCCAACCCUGGGCGCAGUGUGGGCCCUCAUGCCUGUGGCUUAUGUACUGACCUUCUUCUUAGGUGGCUUUUUCUUUGCCAAGCCCAUGAGAGAGAAGAAGUAUGUGACAAUGAUGGACCACUUCCAGCAGAAGUAUGGCAACGUCCUGAGCGUUUUGCUAAUCAUUCCCGCACUAGUGGCUGAUGUCCUGUGGGUGGCACGCACACUCGUCAGUCUGGGGGGAACUAUGAGUGUGAUCCUGGAUCUGUCCUACGUCUACUCCAUCAUCAUCUCCUCAGUGGUGGCCAUAAUCUACACACUGCUGGGGGGGCUCUACUCUGUGGCUUCCAAAGACGUUAUCCAGCUCAUACUCGUCUUUGUCAGCCUGUGGGUGUGUGUUCCCUUCCUGUUGACCAACCCUCACUCUCUGGACAUCUCGCUGACAGCCUACAACCAGACCUUCCAGGCUCCCUGGGUCGGAACGGUGAAGCUCGACGAGGCCGGAAAGUGGAUUGACGACUUCAUGCUGCUGGCUCUGGGGGGCUUGGCCUACCAGGCGUUCUACCAAAGGAUCCUGUCAGCCUCAUCUUACACCCAGGCUCAAGUGACCUGCUAUGCCUCCUCCGCCUUCUGCCUGGUGCUGGGUAUACCCUCUGUGCUGGUGGGAGCUGUGGCUGCAUCUACAGACUGGAACGCAACCAGCUAUGGAUUGCCCACCCCAUAUGAGCGUGACCAGGCAGGCUCUAUCCUCCCUAUCGCCCUGCUGUACCUCAUGCCAGCCUACAUCUCUGUCAUCGGCAUUGGAGCUGUCGCUGCCGCUGUUAUGUCCUCCAUGGACUCAGCUCUUCUGUCCGCCUCAUUGUUGUCUUCAAAUAUUUACAAGAACAUCCUCAGGAAGCAGGCUUCAGACUGUGAGAUGCAGUGGGCGAUCCGUAUCUCAGUGGUGGUGGUGGGUAUGGCUGGCACCGCGCUUUCCUUCCUGGACAGCAGCGUCCUGGUCUUCUGGCUCGUGGGUGCUGAUAUGUCCUACACAAUCAUGUUCCCUCAGCUAGUCUGCAUCCUCUUCUGCAAGGUGUCUAACGGUUAUGGUGCCAGCGUGGGCUACAUGAUUGCAGUAUUCAUAAGGAUCUUGAGCGGCGAGCCCCUCAUAGGCCUGCCACCCGCAAUCAGGUUCCCCGGCUGUCGGCUGGAUGCCAAAGGAGUCUUAACCCAGUACUUUCCCUUCCGCACUACCAUCAUGGUCAUGUCACUUGUGUCCAUUCUGCUGUUCUCCUGGUUGGGGUCCAUCGUUUUCAACAAGGACCUGCUUUCCGAGAAGUGGGAUGUGUUUAGGAUCAAACGCAAGCAGAUUUCUGCGGCAAGAGCCACGGACGACAAGAGGAACGACUCGGCUAACGAAGAAGCCUCCACGGCAAGGGAGCUUCUGGACACCACCAGUCUCUAAAAAGCCUCGCAAAAAUGGAGGGAAGGUGGGCACCGGUUGGAGACAAACAGUUUGUUUGUCUGGUAAGCAAGAGUUCACAGAGAAAACCACGUCAAAGACGGGACAUCAAAUACAGACUCUUUAUUUUAUAUUUGAAUUCUGCCAAUAGUUCCCUUUCAACUAAAUCUUACUCACUGAAGCUUUUAAAGUUUUGAAAAGUGUUCAUUGGGUGUUUUUGUCAAAAUGCCCUUGUAGGCUCAAAGGUUCACUGAGUUAAAGAUGCAGAUUAUUUUCAACAUUCGUUCCCAGGAUGCAUAUCUGUUUACCCACCUACUUUACAUAUGAGAAUAUGUUUCUGCUGAGAAAUGAAGACUUAAUCUUAAAGAGUUGUUAUUUGCAGCCUUCAUUACUAAACAAUAUCUUAGCGAUGCUGGGCUUAUCGUUGGUAAGACAACAUGACAAUAUCCACUGCUAGACAUUUACCUGCAAUUCAGUGUGCAACAGCAAGUAUAAGCAACUUCUUUAAAUCAACAAAUUGUGAAACAGGCCAAUGAUAAUUUACCUUCACAGAGAAAGUGGAUACAUGAAUCAAAAUCAAUAGCAUAAGGUUGACACGGCAAUGACAGCACUGAUAUAAGUGAUGAGUGGUAUUUAUAAUAAAUGCAGCUACAUGGAUUUCAUAAAAAACUAAAUGCUUCAGUUUUUCUCUUUUAAAAAAAUAGAGCCAAAUCCUAUGUGACAUGGUUUUUUUUACCCUCAUUGACGAUAUACAAAUACAAAUACUGCAUUACUACCCAGCAUACUAAUUUAAUUCCCAUGAAUAAAUUGAAAUAAAACAAUGCUGUACAAUCUUUAACAUAUAUUGAACAAAAGUUAAUAAAAAAAGUUGUAUUUUAAUAACAGGGUUUGAUAAUUGAACAGGAAAAAGAGGAAAUAUAUUGUUCUCACAGAGUAGUAACUGUAUAAAAUGCUUGAUAAUUUCGGAGAAAUUAUGG
This is a messenger RNA of Pleuronectes platessa (European plaice), 2637 nucleotides long. RefSeq names its product high affinity choline transporter 1. NCBI's taxonomy places the organism in Eukaryota, Metazoa, Chordata, Actinopteri, Pleuronectiformes, Pleuronectidae. Gene Ontology annotation, biological process: choline transport; transmembrane transport; acetylcholine biosynthetic process. The record is from RefSeq and is a predicted model, not a curated record. The transcript has 8 exons. Bases 23 to 1663 code for a protein of 546 amino acids. Gene Ontology annotation, molecular function: choline:sodium symporter activity. Gene Ontology annotation, cellular component: plasma membrane.